Molecule: messenger RNA, 534 nt
Organism: Chinchilla lanigera (long-tailed chinchilla)
Lineage: Eukaryota; Metazoa; Chordata; Mammalia; Rodentia; Chinchillidae
Product: translation initiation factor IF-2-like
Source: RefSeq, a predicted model, not a curated record
GAGCUACACAGUGAGUUCAAGGCAAGCUUUAACUACAUAGCAAGACCCUGCCUCAAAAAUCAAUCAAUCAGCCAAACCAACCAGCAAACAAACCCACAUUCUGUAGCCCUGUUUCAUGUACAGAUGCAAUGAGACCCUACUUUCAGAGAUGUAACCACUUCCAUCCUUUAGAAGGAGAAACUAUGUCAGCUGCUAUACCCUCAGGUAAGUCAUAAUCCAAGAAAAGAAAAAUGCUGUGGAAAUUCCACACUAAAGACAAGCCUUGAUUCUAGACUUCAUAUCUGCCAUAAAAUUCUAAAACCCCAGAAUCUCUUUUCCCCAAAUGCCCCCUCACUUCUCUCUUGAAUGUGCUAUCUCAUGUCAGACCUACCAACCCAGACAUUCUUGCUUCCUCUUGUCUCCCCAACUCGGACCUCACUUCCUGAAGCUGCAAGGACUUGUAGGCAAAUGACUCCGUCCCCAGGCAGAGCAGAAGCGUCCGGAGUGUGGUCCCACCUCGCCCAGAACUUUAGCUCACCGGCAGGGCUGGACGAG